AAUGAACUUUAAAAUUUUUGUAAGAAUAGAAGUGUUUGCGCUUUAAAUUUAGCCAGGAAAGAAAUUGGGUUUAAAUUUAACAGACUACUACGCAAAUCUGAAGGUUACAAAAUAAUUUCACUAAUUCAAACUAAUUUUAGUUUAGCCUCCGUAGUGCAGAUGUGUACUAUAUUCACAUUUUUCAUAGAAUAAAAAUAUAGGUUAGAUAUGCGACAUGUAAAUAAUUUAAAUCAUUGCGAAAUCUUUGUAUUUUUAUAUUGAAAAAUUAAUAUGUGGUCAUUUUUUUCGCGAGAUCCUUCCAAAGAUUUUAAUUUUGAAAUAGGAGAAGUGAUAGUAGAGUAUGAAAACAAAAGUGUAUGGACGCUUCAUAAGGGCAAGAAAAAGGGUGUCAAUGAAGAAGUCUCUAUUUUUGUCUAUGACAUUAAAAGUGGUUCAGAUGCCCAACUUGACAUAGCCAAAGCAGCAGUAAAACGAUUGAAAACUCUUCGACACCCAAGUAUUCUCACAUAUCUUGAUAGUUUAGAAACGGAAAAAGUAUUGUAUUUAGUAACAGAACAUAUAGACCCACUUACAGUUCAUUUAGAGAAGCUUCCUCUUGAAGAGCCUCAAAAAGAAUUAUAUGUUGCUUGGGGGAUUUUUCAAAUAACUAGAGCUUUAUCAUUUUUAAAUAACGAUGGAAGCUUAAGACAUAUGAAUGUUAAUAUAUGGUCAGUAUUUGUUAAUACAUCAGGGGAAUGGAAGCUAGGAGGUGUAGAAUAUGUUUUAAGUGCACAGGAGAACAAUACAUUUAUAAAUAAAGUUACUUCUUGCUUGGAAGUAUAUGAUCCUCCUGAAAAAAAUGAUCCUAGUAAACAACGUUCUAUAACUAAAUGCUCUUCUGAUAUGUGGGGAUUGGGAUGUUUAAUUUGGGAGGUGUUUAAUGGACCUCUAUACCAACAAAGUUCUUUAAGAAACUCGGAGAAGUUACCGAAACAACUAACAAAUUUGUAUGCGGAACUGGUUGGUUCUAAUCCACAAAGUAGACCGAAUCCAGCAGAUAUAAUCACAAGAUGUAGAAAGUUAGGAGGGUAUUUCAAAAAUGAUCUUGUGGAUUCAUUGCUAUUCCUAGAAGAAACUCAAAUAAAGGAUAAAAAUGAGAAAAAUAGAUUUUUUUCAAAUUUAACGCCACAUUUGGACAAUUUUCCAGAUAAUAUUUGUAAACAUAAAAUAUUGCCACAGUUAAUUACAGCUUUUGAAUAUGGAGAUGCAGGUUCAGCAGUAUUAGCUCCGAUGUUUAAAUUGGGAAGGCUUCUAGAUGAAGCUGAAUAUCAAAAGAAAAUUGUGCCCUGUGUUGUAAAGUUGUUUGGUAGUAAUGAUAGAGCAACUAGGUCCCGAUUACUUCAACAGUUGGAACACUUUAUCAGCCAUUUGCAAGCUAGUACAGUCAAUGAUCAGAUAUUUCCACAAAUUGCUCAUGGUUUUAUGGACACCAAUCCAACAAUUCGAGAACAGACUGUUAAAUCUGUGAUACAUCUAGCUCCUAAGUUAAAUUACAACAAUUUAAAUGUAGAAGUAUUGAGGCACUUUGCGCGCCUGCAAGCUAAAGAUGACCAAGGAGGCAUUAGAACUAACACUACUGUAUGUUUAGGGAAAAUAGCUCAUCAUCUGCACCCUCAAAUAAGGCAGAAAGUUUUAAUAUCUGCUUUUAUAAGAGCCAUGCGUGAUCCAUUUCCACCUGCCAGAAAUGCUGGUGUUUUGGCCUUGGCAGCUACCCAGCAAUACUAUUUAUUAGCGGAAGUAUCACAAAGAAUAUUACCUGCUUUGUGCCAUCUUGCUUUGGACCCGGAAAAGUCAGUUAGAGAUUCAGUGUUUAGAACGAUUAAGGGAUUUUUAGGAAAAUUAGAAAAAGUCUCUGAGGAUCCUAGUCUAAGGGAAAGCAUGGAAGCCGAUGUUAAUACUGCCACUCCAAGUUUAAGUAACGCGGCAGCAACAUGGGCUGGAUGGGCUGUAACGGCUGUUACAGCUAAGUUUUACCGAAGCCAGUCGGACACGGUUAAAUCAAUGAACACUUUCGCGAGCAAGAUGAUGAACAAGCCAGGAUCUUUAGAGCAACCAUCCAGUAGUAGUAUAUCAACCACAACUUCCAGUGUGACAUCCAUGACAUCACUUGAACAUGAGGAUGGGAGUAGGGGUAACGAAUCAGUGUCUGAUUACGACUAUGAUCACUGGGGUGACAACGAUAAUUGGGGGGAUAUGGAAACAGGGGGGCAAAUGGCUAGCAGCAGUGGUAGUGGGGGCAUAACAGGUACUCAAAGCGAUCCCACAAGUCCUCCAUCGGGUUCGGGCGGUGUGAAAGUGACCGACGGUUGGGAUAACGAAGAAUGGGGAAGUUUGGAGGAAGAGCCAGAAGCUGAACUCACGUCUCCGUCAAGCGCUUGGAGUCCCACGGACAUCACUCCAAUAAUUCCUCUAAAACCAGAAAUUAACAAGUCAGCCAUUACCAACCGAAAAACACAGUCCACCUGGGACGAGACUGAAUUCGAACCUAUAGAUGAAAAUUCAAGUACAAGUAAUCAAAAGUUAGAAGAAGCGAAAAGAAAACGGGAAGAGAAGAAAAUACUUCGACAGAAGGAACUGGAAUCCCGUCGAGCUAAUAGAACUGUGGGUGGUCCUAUGAAACUAGGAGCGAAAAAAAUGUAAAAUCUGAUGUAAAGAAGUUUGUAAUUACUCAGCUUCGCCGGUAAAAAUGAUUUACGAUAUUAUUCAUUUGUAAAUAAUAAUGGGAAAAUGAUAAAAGUUAUUCAAGACCGGGGUAUACAUUAGAGAAAAAUCAAAUAAUCUAUAAAAAAUAUGCAGGGUUUUUGUGAAGAAUGAUGCAAAAUGUAACUGUACCACUAAUCAUAGACUACUAUGACAGACAUAUUGGAUUGUAGUAAGAUUAAAAUAUAUUAAAUAUACAAUCUAAUAUCUUUUUAAGUCUUCUAGAUGUUCAAAACAUUUAUUUAUAUAUAAAAAAGUUAACUGCAAAAAAAAUCCUUAACUGCAAAACAGUCAUUUUUUUUUAAUUUAAAAUUACAGACGUAAUAUGCUGAUAUUCUUAUUAUAAUUAAAUAAAUGUUGAUAAAUUACUUUAUAUAAGCUUAAAGUGUUAUACUGAAUGUACUAUAAAUGUUUUUGUCUUCUUUAAUCAUCUCUUUCAGAAGAAAUUUUAGACUGUAAGCCUAAUAAAUUUUAUUUUUUACAGUUUAUAUCUAUUUAUACUUAGAUUCGUUUUAAAUAAAACUUUUACGUU
Molecule: messenger RNA, 3271 nt
Organism: Sitophilus oryzae (rice weevil)
Lineage: Eukaryota; Metazoa; Arthropoda; Insecta; Coleoptera; Curculionidae
Gene: yata
Product: N-terminal kinase-like protein
Exons: 12
Coding region: 271-2679 (802 amino acids)
Biological process (GO): protein phosphorylation
Molecular function (GO): protein kinase activity; ATP binding
Source: RefSeq, a predicted model, not a curated record